Molecule: messenger RNA, 2470 nt
Organism: Priapulus caudatus
Lineage: Eukaryota; Metazoa; Priapulida; Priapulimorpha; Priapulimorphida; Priapulidae
Product: spindle assembly abnormal protein 6 homolog
Biological process (GO): centriole replication
Cellular component (GO): centriole; centrosome
Source: RefSeq, a predicted model, not a curated record
GAAUGCCUUCAUAAACAUUUCUGUCGAGCUGAAUGUCUUGACAUCACCACUUCACAAGAAGGAGUUGAUUGUGAGGUUAACUGAUGAAACUGAUCUUCUAUUCUUGUACUCCUUGGUUCUUGGAGAAGAGGAUUUCCAAAGCCUCAAGAGUCAGCAGGGCUUGCUGGUUGACUUUAGUGCGUUUCCACAAAAGUUUAUAGACCUGCUUAACUUGUGUCUGCAAGAGCAGAGUUCUAAUGUUCCAAGGUUUGUUCUACAUUUUGAGUGUCCGUCGUCAUCCCUGCUGGAUAGGAGCGUGUCAUACCUGAACGUGGUAGAAACCAACCCAUUCAAACACCUCACACAUCUCUCGUUGAAGCUGCUGCCAGGUACCGAUGCCGACACCUCCACGUACCUCGCAUCCUGUCUGAAGACUGUGAAGCAAGAAAAUAAAGACAUGGUUGUGCAGCUGAAUGAACUCGAUUCAGAACUCAACAGGCGACUAAAACAGACACAAGAGGUUUUGUCGGAGAAGACACAAGAGCUUGAUAAGCUGAGAGCGGACUGGGCAGCAAAGCUUAGCACAAUGAGUAUGAAGCAUGCAGAUGAGCUGAGAGCAGAGAGGGAGAAAACCGCGUCGACGCAGAGCACGGCGCAGGGAAGGUAUGAGAGAGACAGGCGAGAGCAGGAGAAGACACACACUAAGACCACAGCUGACCUGGAGUCUCGCAUCCAAGAGUUGGAACGCGGCAACAAGGAGCUGCUGGACAAGAAGUACAAGGCAGAGUCGACGAUGCGGGAACUGCGUGCGAAGUUGGGAAGCUCAGAGGAGGAGAGUCAUCGGACAAGGCAGGAGCUGCAGAGCUUGCGCAAGCAGCACACGGCAGCCGACAUAGACUGUCACGAGAAGGAAAAGCACGUGAAUCAGCUGAAGACGCGACUUGCUGUGCUGGAGCAGGAACUUCGAGACAAGCUGCAGCUCCUGACUCGAUCCAACGACCUCCUAGAAAACACGCAGGAGAUGAAGACGAAAGUAGAGGACAGCCUAGAACAGAAGCAGAGGCACACGCACAAACUGGAGGCAUCCAUUAGAGGCCUGUCUGAUGAGCUCAAUAAGGCUAAUGACAUCAUUAGAAAAAUGCAGGGAGAGGUCAGGAACUACCAUGGAAAGUUAAAAUUAAGGACUCAGAUAACAACAGAACAGGAGAAAGUCAUUGGAGAAAAGAGCCAGGUUCUGGAGAAGCAGGAGAAAGAAAUUGCUGCAAUGAAAGAACAGGUGGCUGUAUUAGAAACUCAGAAUAAAAAGAUGUCUGAAAAUUAUGAAUCGGCAUCAAAGAAGCUUGAGGGAGCAGAGCAGCAAUUGAAAACAAACGAAAAUGUGAUUAACUGGCUUAACAAGCAGCUGAACUCUGUGCAGCACGGCGGCUCCCUUCCUCCGUCAACCACGCGGGCCAGCGACCCGGCUCUACUUCGACCCACGUUCAGACCUCUUCAGGGUUCCUCUCACAGCACAUCCACACUCGGACUGGACAAGACCAGGUCUGGCUUUGAGGUGGUGAAUCCAAGAACUGUAGUGGCACAGUAUCAGGCUGCAGGUGGCAGCACUGGUCGACACAGUGCCAUGUCCGGAACAAGCAGGGAUGGCAACACACCUGGUGGCAUGGUGUCAAUUCCUGAAGAGUUUCUAGCAGACCCUACGCGACAGCGACCAAAUCCUACUACCCAUCUUAGACAGCAGCAUCUGGGCAAUAAGGAAAACGAGCAACCGUUGGACCCCAAGUAUCUGAGAUCAACAGAUAGCGGUAUUCCCGCGAGAACACUCAGCCGAGGGAUGACCCAUGCCAUCGGCGCAACACGUCCGACACUGUCGGGUACAACGACGUUACAGAAGAACGUGGCGCCCCCUGGUGGUGCGUCAUCACGGUCCAGUGCUCCGCCGAGAGCCAAUCAGCGCGUUGGACCACCCCUGGCGUCCGCUUAUUUUCCUCAGACGCAGCUAACGUGACAGUGCUGCCAUCUGUGAGCAGCGGUCUUUUGUAUUUCAAAAUUUAUAUUGAGUUUGAUUACCCACAGUGGUGACUGCACGCACGAUGUAUAGUGUUGUUUGACACCAGUGUGCGUGCAAUAGAAGAUGCAAUGAAUUUUUAACGUACAUUGAAUCUGUUCUGCUAUGGCUGCAUGGCUGCACCCUUAAUGCAUAUAUUAUUGCGUUGUGAAUGUACGGGAAAUAUUCAGAGAAUGAACAUCGCAAUAUAAUGUGAAUAGUAAAUGUGCACUAGUGGGCAGUCGUUCAUAUUGAAUUUGUUGUCAGAUGAUACCUAUGUUAGCGAGAUGUAAAUAUCUUAAAUGAAGUUACAUAGAAACUAAGAGCAAUUAGAGAUGUGUAGAAUUAUGUAUCAAAACAUUAUACAGGCAAAAUAUCGAGCCAUUUUCUUGGCCGUGUCAUCACAAAGGUUAUGAAGAAUAAUAAAUGUUGCGUGGUCUUUUGAAA